CCUGGAGCCACAACCCUCAGACGUCGACUUCAAAACGCUUCCGUAAAAUAUUCCACUCCGGUGCGUACUGCUACGUUUUCAGUGUACUAGGUAGUAUACGACGUUUUUGGAAAUAUUUUUCAACAUUUAUCUAAAUAGAAUGAAGGCCAAGGGAUUUGCAGUUACCCAUCACCUGUAAAGGUAAAGCGUUAGUUAGCAGGUUACGGACAACUAACCUAGUUCUUUUACUCGCCAUUUCGGUAAGAGCUACGACCCGAAAUUAUUUUAAUAGCAGGUUAGGAGGGCAGUUUUGCCAUCCCUAAUUAUUUUUCAUAACCUUAACCAAAUUGUCCUAACCUGCUACAUUGAUUCUCAUAACCCUUUGCGUAAUACUUUGUACUAAUCUGCUACGAAAAAGUAACUUCCGGUCGUAACUGUAUCGAAGUGGCGCGAAGAGUGUUUCUCAUGGUUAUAUAGCUACAUCUCCAAAUACGAUGUAGGCAUUUGGCUAGGUAAUUUAUAUAGUGGAAAUUACAUUAUCUGUCUAGUUCAUGUGGAGAGUAAUGUCAUCGGGGUGUUUUUGAUUACUUUGUCUUUGUAGAGACAUUGGUGCAAAAUGGAUGUUGACGUUAAACUAGAGGAAGAUGAGAGGGAGAUAUCCCAUACAGUAAUUUGGUCUGAUUCAAUUAAUGCCUGGAUAGAUUACCCAAAUUCAACAUUGUCAGAAAACACAGAAACAGGUUACCAUGUGGGUUUACUGAAAGAGCAUUCACAUGUACCUCCCAUCAGUCCCCAAACAACAAGCCACGGGCAGAUUUUACGUCUUUUUCCUGAAAUGACCGGAGCAAGUGAUGGGGAGAACAGGGCUGUCAAAGUGCUUUAUUUCUGUAAAGAUCAAGAUCCCAUCGGCACAUCUGAAGGGAAUUCAAUCAAAGAGCAGUCAUGGCAUUUAGCACCGUCCAGUGAUAUUCUGACAGGACAUGCAUCCACUUUCAGUGGUUAUUUUGAAGCUCAAAUCAACCCAACUUCACAGGUUUCUAGCCAAACACAGACCAAUAAUAAAUUGCCCUCUGACAAUGUUAAUAUCCCAAGCCCUAGUACUGCCAUUCAUUCUGUGCUAACCUCGCCUGCUACAGAAAACGACUGUCAUUUAGCUGUAUCUACUAGGCCUAUUCUUCCAGAAUAUUGUGAGCCAUUGAACUUUCCCUCUGAUGAAGAGGAAGACUACAAUGCCAAUUUAAGUCCAAGACUACAAUGCCAGAAAACGUUAGAGGAUAAAUGGAUACGUCAGUGUCGUGGCAGUUACUCAAGACCCAACCUAAGAAAGUUUGGGAGAUAUUGGAAAGAUCCAUACGUCAAGUGCAAGGAGAUCGGUGUAGAUUUCCAUGUUGGAUCUGGAGCGAAACAGAAACUGAAUUUGCAUUUACUGACAGUUGGUGUAAUGCUUGAGGUGUCAGAAUAUGCUAGAAACAUUAAUAGAUCUCGCCCUCAUGUUAUCUUUGAUAUUCUAGAUUACAACUUUGUUCUUGGUGUACAAAAUGAACAACAAUAUGACUUUUCAAACAGGGUAGAAAAGAAAUUAAAAGAAAUGCUGAAGAUGCGUUCUAAGAGAACACCUGAGUGGUUAACAGAGGUCUUUGACCUUCCUGAUCCAAAGACAGUUACAGUUUUGGAACACUCCCUUAAAUGGGCACAGUUCUAUUUGCAAAACAGCUUGUCAAAUCCUACACCUUUUGACAUUUGCAUAAAGGAGGAGCCUGUUGUGGGCCUGAUCUCUCCUCUGCAUGUGACGACUGAGAGCUUCUCCACUGAGACAGAUGUGACACGGUGUGCUGAUGAGACGGCAAUCCUUGGCCCUGAAAAUGGACGUAAUGAUACCUGCACAAAGUAUGAGCCUUAUAUGGGCAUCGUCCGUCCUCAACAUGUCCAGACGGAAACCUUCCCAACUCAGACAGAUAUAACAAUGGAUCAAUCCUUCAUGAUGCCCACUGUAGAAGAAGCAUUGAGUGAACUCUACCCAAUCUGUAAGGGAAAAGGACUUGACCUUGUUGUGAAAUCAAAAUAUGGGAAAAAUAAGAAACUUGACUUGCAUCUAUUGACCAGAGAUGUAAUGUUUGAAUUGGCUGAUUUUGCCUCACUAGUGUGUGGAAAUUGGAAGCAGGUUGUGUGUGAGUUUCUCGAGCAUAACUUUGACUUGGAUUUAAAAAGUGGGAAAACUGAGCUGGCCGAAGAUAUUAUGGGAAGGUUAAAAGCAGUUUUACAGCGCAAGACAGGUACAAACGGUACAUGGAGAUUGGGACUUGAAAAUGAAGAUUUCCUAAAGAAGUCACGCAAACUAAAGAACCCUGCGGAGAUGUCCACUAACCAGAAGGUCACUACAGCAUCACUUGAGCCGAAAUACCAAAUGAAAAAAGUAUCAAAAAGGAGAUUGAAUUUAAUGAGCAAGAAGAAAGACAUGGACAUGUUAGUAACCAAGGAGACCGAGGGAGGCCAUUUCUCUGAAGUAGUACAAAUAGAACCUCGUCUUGUCAAAAUAGAGAGAAUCUCUGAUGAGACUGACCUUGCACUUUGUACUGACGAAAGAAAGCAAAUUGUCGUUACCAACUUGGACCAAUCAAAUGUGACGUCUCACACCAAAAAUAUGGUGAAAGCCAAAGCGUGCUACCCACUCUGUGAGGAAAUAGGUCUGGACCUUGAUGUCACAUCCAAACCAUCUAAAAAGAAACUGGAAUUGAAUUUACUGACAAACGGUGUAAUAUUUGAGGUGCAUAAAUAUGCUAGGAUAAAAUCCAAUCCUAAAAAAAAAAAAGUGUGUGCAUUCUCGUUGAUAUUCUAAAAUACAAUUUUGAUCUUAGUUUGCAAAAUCAGAGACGUAAUCUAUUUCCACUGCAUAUUUGCUGUAAAGUGAAACGAAUGGUUCAGAAACACAAAUCUGAGCUCAUGAGAAAAAGAGCAGUCUCAAAAGAGGUGUUCAUAAUACCAAGUGUGCUUAAAAGCCAAGCAAAAACAAAUGUGCUUUCAGAUUAUUUUCCUGAAAAAAAUAUGGAACAAAACGCAAGGCUGGUUUAUCCUCAUCAUGGUAAAGACACUAUCUCUGUGGAGACAGCUGAAACAGUCUCCACUGAUGAAGCAGCGAUGCUUGACCGGGAUAAUGGACCUGCUGAGAUCUGCAUAAAGGAGGAGGAGGAGGAGUCAGAUCUUCACUCUGAGGUCAAACGGGUUUAUUUCUGCAAAGACCAAGAUACUGUCAGAACAUCUGAAGAGCAUUUGAUCAAAGAUGGAUCAUGGCAUGAAUCAACACCCAGUAAUAUUCCGACUGGAAAUGUAUUCAGCCUUCCACAGUCACCACUACCAGCUGCAGAAAGUGGUCCUUUCGGAAGUAAAACCGAGCCAACUUCACAGAUAUAACCAGACGGUCCAAUGCAGAAUCACUCGAGACAAAAUACCAUAGACUUGACAGAAGUAACCAGGGGAAAAAAGGGAUUUAAUGAGGAUAAAUACAUGUUUAUAGCCAAGAAGGAAAAGAAAGUUGUCAGACAAGUAGAACCUCAUUGAGAUGAGAUGGAUCUGCCAGGGAAAAGAAAAGCACUUCCUUUACUUCCUGAUUGAGAUCUCGGGGGGGGGGGGGAUACAAGAUGGAAAGAAAAGUCUGAUCUGCUCGCUGUGAAACACCAGUUUCUAAUUUGCCUGAAAAAAAAUAGAAAAAGAUUGAUAUUGUUAUAUGUGAUGAAGUGCAACACGAGGUGGAUUCUUACCGAAGUUUCAAAAUGCUUUGUAGUCGAGACUGGUUCUGAGAAGAAAUGCUAACAAAUCCUUGCUGGAUACAGAUCAGGGGCCUAUUGAACAUCUGCAAAAGGCUAAGUCAUAAAGUCCCUCAGUUCAAGAAGACGACUUGUACCUGGGAAUGGCUCUGGACUAAUUACAAAACAACUGUUUAAAAUCACUGCAGAAAGCAGAGACAACAAGAGUUUUGCCAAAAGGAAGAAGGGCUGUUGAUCACUUGUGUGGUAGAGAGAAACACCCAGAAUCAGUCUGGACAGGAUGGAGCUUCAGUCUGGACAGGAUGGAGCUUCAGUCUGGACAGGAUGGAGCUUCAGUCUGGACAGGAUGGAGCUUCAGUCUGGACAGGAUGGAGCUUCAGUCUGGACAGGAUGGAGCUUCAGUCUGGACAGGAUGGAGCUUCAGUCUGGACAGGAUGGAGCUUCAGUCUGGACAGGAUGGAGCUUCAGUCUGGACAGGAUGGAGCUUCAGUCUGGACAGGAUGUAGUUUCAGUCUGGACAGGAUGGAGCCUAACUGUGGAAAAACAGAAACUGACUGAUACACACAUUACAAUGACAAAUCAAUGACCAGAUUGGAAACCAGCUCCAGCUACUCAGCAUCACUCUGACUAUUUGUGCUGGUUGGCUUCUGUCUCAGCUGUAGGGAGGACAUUGUGUUUUAAAGUCUUUCUGUCCUGAAGUAGGUCUACCUGCUUAAUACACACAGACCUUCAUAUAGGUAAAGCAAAGGCUAUGACUUAACUCUACCUUCAUAUAUUGGGCUGCCUUUAUCACAAUAGUUUCACAGUUUAAAAACGUGGGUUUUCAAAUGACUGUAUGCUACAUUGAUCUUUGGAUCACACUUGGAAUGUGAAAGGUUUCCUAUUGUUAGUUUUAGGUCUCCCUGAAGUCCGUAGACUUCCACUCUAUUAGUCACCCUAGAACACAGUCAACGAGCCUAACGGAGAUGUGUAUUCAUUAGGGAUAUACUGUAGCUAAAUGUUUAAUGGAGGGCUACGCCAGCGUUUCUUGGACCAAUUCAGAAAUUGGUACACAAGAAGGAGUAGCAGUAGUCUUUUUAGGAUUAAGUGAAAAUAGGGAGACAAUGUAUUUGUAUUAAGGGUUUAGUCUUUGAAUCGUGGAUUUGUGCAGAUUCCCUUGGCCUUCCUUCCUGUUUAACUGUUGAUAUCUGGUGUUGCUAUAGAGACUGAAUACAGCAGGAUUAUUGCUGGACUUUUUUUGUUUUCUUAACUAUUUUACGACGUAUUCAUUGACGAAACGAACUCCACGACAAAUACAAGCCUCUAUAGAAGAACAACUGAUCCUUUUUUUGUUAGAAAUAAAAAGACAAAGAUGUUUUAUUUUCUAAGAAGUAUGUAGUAGUAGCAUUAGUGAAAUAACCUACUAUGAUGGAUCAUAUUUUUUAUUUUUUUUAUUUUUUUUUGGAAAGAUUCAGAGACUGUAUCCAGACCUGCCUUACUGUUACCAAUAUGUUCAUUUUUUAGUGGAAAGAUUUAGAGACUGUAUCCAGACCUGCCUUACUGUUACCAAUAUGGUCCUUUUUUAGUGGAAAGAUUUAGAGACUGUAUCCAGACCUGCCUUACUGUUACCAAUAUGUUCCUUUUUUGAACAGGGAGUUAUUCUACCGUAAACCAAGAUUAUUUUUACAUUUUUAUUUUUUAAGGAUACUUCCACUGACAUUCUUAGAGCUGUCAUUUUAUUGCGAGGAACUGCAGUUCGAUCGGAUUUGUUUUUCUGUUUUUGUCCUCUGUUUUGUGAGUGACCCUCUCACUCAGUCAACUCGUCUCAGUGCACAAGUCUCCCCUUCUCCAGACACCGUGUAUGAAUCAGAAUCCGUAGCUAGUUGUGACACGUGAGCCUCUGGAUGAAAAGCAGAGUAUCCCUAAAGCAGCGUGGUCCUAUCAGCCCCUCAUGUUGGACUAAACACUUUCAACUCUACACAAGUGAAAACCCCAAAUGCCUAAAGAUCCUCUAUUUGCCAUACUAGAGGGACAUGAAGUCUGACUCCAUCCUCAACAUGUGGACCUGCCCUGAGGAUGUUGGACACCACUGUUACACCUUCAGCCUUGUUGAUUUCCUGUCAGACUGGUUGUUUUUCAACUCCAUUCCAUGGACGGACUGACCUGAACUUUUACCAGAACAGGAGCACAGUGUUCAUCAGACUCUCCUCACCAGUGGGACUGACUACUGAGACUGGUCGUCUUUGAACUCAAGAGGAACACAAUGUUCAACAGACUCCCUCCUCACCAGUGGACUGACUACUGAGACUGGUCGUCUUUGAACUCAAGAGGAACACAAUGUUCAACAGACUCCCUCCUCACCAGUGGACUGACUACUGAGACUGGUCGUCUUUGAACUCAAGAGGAACACAAUGUUCAACAGACUCCCUCCUCACCAGUGGACUGACUACUGAGACUGGUUGUCUUUGAACUCAAGAGGAACACAAUGUUCAACAGACUCCCUCCUCACCAGUGGACUGACUACUGAGACUGGUUGUCUUUGAACUCAAGAGGAACACAAUGUUCAACAGACUCCCUCCUCACCAGUGGACUGACUACUGAGACUGGUUGUCUUUGAACUCAAGAGGAACACAAUGUUCAACAGACUCCCUCCUCACCAGUGGACUGACUACUCAGACUGGUUGUGAGGUCACAGGAAAUAGAGUGAUCUGUUAGGAGGGAUGCAGGUUUCUAAUCCUGAUUUAGAUGAUGGUUAUAAGGAGAGUUCAGGUCGUAACCAGUCCACUGAGAUGAAUGUAGAUGUCGACACCCUGGCCAAUAUAAAAGGCUUUGGAGAGGAACCUCGCUUUCAGGAGAAGGAUAACUGACAUUUACUCCUGAGGUGUCUGACUUGUUGCACCCUCGACAACCACUGUGAUUAUUAUUAUUUGACCCGACUGGUCAUUUAUGAACAUUUGAACAUCUUGGCCAUGUUCUGUUAUAAUCUCCACCCGGCACAGCCAGAAGAGGACUGGCCACCCCACAUAGCCUGGUUCCUCUCUAGGUUUCUUCCUAGGUUCUGGCCUUUCUAGGGAGUUUUUCCUAGCCACCGUGCUUCUACACCUGCAUUGCUUGCUGUUUGGGGUUUUAGGCUGGGUUUCUGUACAGCACUUUGAGAUAUCAGCUGAUGUACGAAGGGCUAUAUAAAUACAUUUGAUUUGAAGUCUGGUUCCACAAUUCUGGUUCAUCCUUGGGAGCAAGUUCCAAACCCCUGAAGCUACCACAUUCAUCUGUACAAACAAUAGUACGCAAGUAUAAACACCAUGGGACCAUGCAGCCGUCAUACCGCUCAGGAAGGAGACGUGUUCUGUCUCCUAGAGAUGAACGUACUUUGGUGCAAAAAGUGCAAAUCAAUCCCAGAACAACAGCAAAGGACCUUGUGAAGUAGCUGGAGGAAACAGGUACAAAAAUAUCUUUAUCCACAGUAAAACGAGUCCUAUAUCGACAUAACCUGAAAGGCCCUCAGCAAGGAAGAAGCCACUGCUCCAAAACCACCAUAGGAAAGCCAGACAACGGUUUCCAACUGCACAUGUGGACAAAGAUCGUACUUUUGGAGAAAUGUCCUCUGGUCUGAUGAAACAAAAAUUGUUCUAAAAUUCACCAAAUUUAUUGUGGGAAGCUUAUGGAAGGCUACCCGAAACGUUUGACCCAAGUUAAACAAUUGAAAGGCAAUGCUACCAAAUACUAAUUGAGUGUAUUUAAACUUAUGACCCACUAGGAAUGUGAUGAAAGAAAUAAAAGCUGAAAUAAAUCAUUCUCUGUCCUAUUAUUCUGACAUUUCACAUUCUUAAAAGAAAGUGGUGAUCCUAACUGACCUAAAACAGGGAUUCUUUACUUGGAUUAAAUGUCAGGAAUUGUGAAAAACUCUGUUUAAAUGUAUUUGGCUAAGGUGUAUGUAAACUCCCGACAUCAACUGUACAUACCCCUGUGCCCAUCUCAUUGCAAUAUGGUCCAUCCAGGGCCUCAGCUGGACACCUACAAUUUGAGAAAUGUAAACAAGAUGCUAUAAUUGUGUGUGUGUGUGGGGGGGGGGGUUGAGUUCCAAAAAAAGACAUGAGUGUGAUGUGCCCCUCUUGUUUUAAUGUUGGAAUGCCAUGAAUGGAAGAUGACAAAGGAGAUAGUGAUGAGGGUGAGAGCAUCCAGUAUGAAAAUAAAGACUCCUUCGGAUCUAAAAUGA
Messenger RNA from Oncorhynchus kisutch (coho salmon), 7935 nucleotides. RefSeq lists its product as uncharacterized. The transcript is spliced from 3 exons. NCBI's taxonomy places the organism in Eukaryota, Metazoa, Chordata, Actinopteri, Salmoniformes, Salmonidae. The coding region runs from base 596 to 2815 and encodes 739 amino acids. The record is from RefSeq and is a predicted model, not a curated record.